Messenger RNA from Helicoverpa zea (corn earworm), 2480 nucleotides. RefSeq names its product anaphase-promoting complex subunit 11-like (gene lmgA). The transcript has 3 exons. The record is from RefSeq and is a predicted model, not a curated record. Gene Ontology annotation, molecular function: ubiquitin protein ligase activity; cullin family protein binding; zinc ion binding. NCBI's taxonomy places the organism in Eukaryota, Metazoa, Arthropoda, Insecta, Lepidoptera, Noctuidae. Bases 159 to 1715 code for a protein of 518 amino acids. Gene Ontology annotation, biological process: positive regulation of mitotic metaphase/anaphase transition; anaphase-promoting complex-dependent catabolic process; protein ubiquitination. Gene Ontology annotation, cellular component: anaphase-promoting complex; nucleus.
UCAACAGCCAGUGAGUGCCGCGCGCUCGCGGGGACGGACGUGUCGCCCUGCGUACUGAGCGCUCUCGUGUGUGUGACUUACGCGGUGCUAGUGUUAACGCGCUCCUUCUACUAUAGUACGCAUAUUAUAGUAUUGCUCGAGUGACGCUUCGUUCAAGCAUGCUGAUGGUACAGACCAACACACAACCCAUGAAGAACAACAAGAUCAAAGGACCACCACCGGUGCCUCCGCGCCCCAACCAGAGCGUGGUAGCGGAGGCACUGGCAAAAACAAGGAAGGCCGUGGCGGACUCUAAGGCCAGCUUUACGAAAUCGCGUGCCUUCUCCAAACAAGACAACCACUACACAUCAAAAGCAAAAACUUUGGAUAGAGCUAAUACUGUUAGUGAAUCAACAGUGUCACCCAAACAAAAUGGAUUAGCAAGAGUCAAGUCGUUCAUUAGAGAUGUGAUCAGUGACCGAAGUUCUUCGUCGGAUGAGAGAAAAUCCAGUGGUCAGAAUUCACGAAGAAGCUCCAGCGACAGCAGUUCUAUUCCAACUCCAACAUCGAAUAAAAAGUCAAAUGAAUCGCUCAACUCUAAAGCAGUCAAAACAUGCAGACAGAUAUUAGUAAGAUCACUCUCAACAUCGAACAAGUUGGAUCAAGACUCCAAAUGCAAAGUAUCAAAGUCAUCCAGUUUUGCAGAGAAGACACUACCAUUACGAAAAGCACCUCCGCCACCAUUGUCUCCAAAACCUAAGUUAAAGCCAAUGAAACCCUUGUCUGUAAAUAAAAGUCCUGUACAUAGCAGUAAGUCCAAGAUCUCACCAGAAAUAAGUCCGUAUUCGUCUCCUAUAGAUGCGAAGCCCCCGCAGUGUCCAGUAUCUGAAGCGCCAUAUGCAUCAGUGGAAGAAGUUCAGGAGUUCGAUGAUAGACUACGGAACAGUCCUUCGAAACAAAUAAAAACGUCGCCGGUUACACCAACCGAGUCAGGAAGUCCGAAAGUUGACGAUAGUGUAAAUAAAAAUAACAACUCGCUGGAAAGAAAAACAUCGCGAGUCACAGAAAUGUUAAUUUCGGAAAUCAUUGCUAGUAGAAAUAAUAAUAAAGACGAAGCUCACACUGUUAUAGAUAAAGGGAAAGAUGGUCUGACUAACGGCAACCAUUCUCCAGAAAUGGAAAUGAUGAAGGACAUGAACAACCACGAGAUGUUGAUAUACGAGUUGCAGACGAUGCGCUCGCAAUCCAACGUACCUGAAACUUUGGACGCCCCUGAGUACGCUGAAGCAAACGGACAAUGUGACUCCGAGGACUCUGAACAGAACUACGCCAUGUCUUCAGUAACGAGCGGGAAUACGGACGAUGAUCAGGCUUAUGCGUACAUACUCGACGAUGACCUCAAGUCUAGACUUCGUAAGCAGUUCCGCGCAAUCAGCACCAUGUCGCUGCAAGGUCUGCCUCCCCUGCCGAAGAGUCUCAGUGGCUUCGCAGACGGGGAACCCGAGCUGCAGGAUACUCCCUCCACGCCGUCGGACAAACCCCCCACGGAUCUCGACUCACAACUCGCUUAUCUCAAGAAAGAAAUGGCGAGUCUACGGCAGCUGGAUCUAUCCCUCCUCUCCGAGCUAUGGACGUUGAGCGAAGCCAUGGCAUCGUGGCGACGGCAGCUCGAACGAGGACCGCGCCUCCGUCCCGCGCCCCCGCCACCGCCGCCGCCUCACUACCUUCGGACAUAACCAUCCCGGUGGAAAAUAUACUAAACAUUAGUUGACACUUGACGUCUGACAACUGUCUCUUGCACUGCCCACUCGAUAAGAUGCGUAGGGUCACGUCCCUUUCAGGGUGCGUUCUCGAUUUGUACCGAUAAAAAUCGUGCGGUGCCCCUCCAAGGGUGCGUUCAUACUUCAUCGUUUUCAUCACUAUCGACUUACAUUUCAAUGGAAGUGUUCACAAUAUAAUGAUGCAUGAUGCAUAAUGAUGAAUGCUGGAUAGCCAAUAUUUUUGAAUAAAGACUAAAAUAAUAGGUAAGAUGAUUGUAACUAUCGUCACAAUACAACGGGAACGCUCCCUAAACAUCUUUACGUAGUGUGUAUGUGUAUGUGCGACAGGUGACGAAUGUACCAAGUCAUGUAAUUUUAUAGUUUGCUCGAAUGGUGCACUUGUGCAGAACAUGUCACGUGUGACAAAAGGACUGAUACGGUUGAACUGCGAGACUGGGUUGCCAUAGUUUUGUAUAGAGCUAAGCUUUUUCUCAAUUUAGGCGAGGCUAAUGUACAGUUGUUCAUUACAUAGAGCCGACUCGAGAUAGAUCAUAAUUUCGAAUAUAUAUAGAGUAAUAACAAAUGCUUAAAACUCUUAGGCAGCAAAACCUAAUAAUUAGUUAUUUCAUGUGGCAAUCCCAGGAAUAAUGUCAUAGUGGUUUCACCUGAUUUUCUCUAACAAUGUUGUUUGAACAAUUUCAUUGUAUUUAUUAAGUUAUAAUAAAAGUCUUGUAAAUAAAA